GACUUCAACCAACAUGGCGCUGUCCAUGUUACGCUUCACGAGAGUCAAACUUGUGACUCAAGUUACACAAAAAGGCGAGUUACCAUGGGUUUUACCAUUAUUAAAAAAUGUUCCCAAAAUCAACGAGAACCAACAAGCUGGUUAUCCGACGGGAAAACAUUACAAUCCCUUAUAUAGAAGGGAGAGAAGAGAAAAAAUGUUUACAGAGAUCAAUGAUUCGGGUAUGCCAUCAGAGAAAGAAAUGAAAAAUAUGCCGUAUGAUGAGCUGAGAAAGAUCCAGAAAAAAUUUGGAAUCAAAAAGGUCAAUCCGUAUGAUAAAAACAUUAGUAUGACAUGCACUCUUGAGGUGGUGGAAAAAUAUAAACCACCGGAAGGAGAUGGAAAAUCCUCUCUCUUAUCUGCUCAGAGAGCUAAAGAUGAGUUAAAUGAUGUCAAAGGAAAAAGUCAAUCUUUGUUAGCUGUUAGAAAAAUCAAGAAAUAUGAAGAAUUUGAUUCUAAAUCUUUUGCUUCAUUUGCCCAGGAAAUUUACAUUCAAGCUUACAGUCUGUUACAAGAUGUAAAACAUAACAAAAAACGGCUGCUAGAACUUGUGACAGAAAAGGCAUAUCCAGAAAUUACCACAGGUUUACUAUAUAAAACGUUACAUUGGGAGUUUAUGGAAACAGUACAACCACCGAAAGUAGUUUUAGUUCGUGUCAUGGAAAUUCCACAGUUUGGUGAAUUCGCCCAAAUUACUGUCAGAUUCCAUACUAAACAGAAACUAGCGUUAUAUGAUAGAUUUGGUAGAUUAAUGUUCGGAAGUGAUGAAUUGACUAAAGAUGUAUUAGAAUAUAUCGUGUUUGAGAAACAUAUUGUGAAUUUAUAUGGACUGUGGAGAAUUCAUGGAAAGAUUCCUCUAGAAAUGGAAGACAGUAACUUCCCUAUUGUGAACACGGGGAAGAAACCUGCUGAGGAUGUGUUAGAAGAGGAAUCAGAGCUUGAAGAAUCAACAACUUGAAAUUAGUCUGAAUAUUAUAGCUCGCUGUUUUGGUUAUUGUUUGAGGUGAAAACUUGAAUUUUGAACCCAAUUUCUGAUAAAUGUGGAGCCUCUGACAAAACUGUGAAAGAAUCAAAGUAAAAUAUGUGUGUGAAAAAUGAAUGUUAUAUCUUAUAGAUGACUAUUCAUGUGCUGAUAUGUGAAUUUUUUAAGAGUACCCUAAACUAUUGUGAACAGUGGCGGCGCCCUUAAAGAGAAAGGGGACAGACUGACUUAAUGGGGGGACAACCGCCAAUGAUGAGAUACGAACUGUGGCAGCAAGCAGCAGUCUCCAACUGAGAAUUUGAAGAAUUGAAUUGACUAGGUGCCCUCUUACACAUAUUUUGGGGUCAUGUUACAUGUAUUGUAUAUGAUAUAUAUAAAGAAGUAAUUAUAAUAG
This is a messenger RNA of Lottia gigantea (owl limpet), 1415 nucleotides long. RefSeq lists its product as hypothetical. The coding region runs from base 14 to 997 and encodes 327 amino acids. The record is from RefSeq and is a predicted model, not a curated record. Lineage: Eukaryota; Metazoa; Mollusca; Gastropoda; Lottiidae. The transcript has 8 exons. Gene Ontology annotation, cellular component: mitochondrion.